This is a messenger RNA of Pseudozyma hubeiensis SY62, 342 nucleotides long. RefSeq names its product arylsulfatase. The transcript has 2 exons. Bases 1 to 342 code for a protein of 113 amino acids. The record is from RefSeq and is a predicted model, not a curated record. NCBI's taxonomy places the organism in Eukaryota, Fungi, Basidiomycota, Ustilaginomycetes, Ustilaginales, Ustilaginaceae.
AUGGCGGUUCGGACGAUCGAUCUGUCAUGCCGCACGAGAUGCCUGAAGAAGGCAUCGCAAAUAGACAGCUCAUUGACAAAUCGCAACCUACUACAUUAUCUUGUUGUCAUUAUCACCAUCAUCGUCAUCGUCACUGCAUCUUCAUCGUUGCUCACUUCGCCAUCAUUAUCAUCACUUCGACAUCGCCCGCACAUCGACAUCUACAUCCGUGAUGAUGGAAUGCCAUUUCGUUGCCUGUCGUACACAACACCGGUCUGCGAAUGCCCCUUUUGCCUCGAUGCCAUGACGUUGAAACAGAAAAAUGUUUGUUGGCGGUCUGAACUGGGACACCACCGAAGGUAA